UUGAUCGUGGGGCAAACAUGCGCCAGUACCAAAGGAACGAUAGUUAUCAACAGAAUCAGUGAAAUAUGGUUUAUAAAUAAUAAAGCAUUUUUACUUAUGCUUGUUUCACUUGGAUGGUAUAUUGCUUUGAAAAAAGUGUGAAAUACAUUAUCACUCUAUUACGACUUGGUAUCAGUGGAAUUCCAAAAGUUUAACAAUACGCGGGGAUCUACUAAGGUAGUGACAUGAACAAGUUUACCUUUGAACGAGGAUGAAGUGUUGAACAAAAUAGGAUCUUUAAUAGUAGUCAAAAACAAAAUGGAAUAUAAAUAAUGAAGUCUUACAUUUACGUACUGAUUGGGAUAUUAUUGGUGUUGAAAGAUGUUGAUUGUACCAUCGACUUGAUAGCUAACGCUUACUUACAAAGAUUUGUGUCCCAUGACGCUUAUAAUGGCACUGUAUAUUAUCCAGAAGGUAAUUAUUCUCGAGACUGGUUGAUAACUGGAGAACUAGCAAACUACACGAUUACAAUAGAAUUCGAAGCAUGUGUCAUAGAGAAUACCAAGGGAGUAUGUCUGUUUGAUGACGUCUUCGUUUACGAUGGAUCCAACUCAAGCGCAACUCUCCUCUUGAAAACGUGCUGUGGCGCUGCAUAUCCUGCUCCUUUCACUCCUUUCACAUUGCAAAGUACAGAUGGAACUAUGUAUAUUCUAUUUAAUACUGACAACACAGUAGCAGCAGAAGGUUUUCGUGUUAGCUACAUCCUACAAGGAGCACCAACAAGUACUGUUAGUAUUACAACUGUACAAGUCGCUGCAAGUACACCAGAAGACAAUACCUUACUGUAUAUAAUAAUUGCAUGUUCUGUAACAGCUUUACUUAUCAUAAUCAUCAUAAUACUUAUCUGUAUCGUAUGUUGCAAGAAAAAAUCGAAGGCUAAGAAAAAAAAGAAAAAAGUUCAUAAAAAAUUCGAUCGUUCAGCACCCAAACCUGUAGUUGUAACAUCAGAGAGUGGUUCCGAAGGUGAGCUUGAGGGAGAUUCAGAAUCGCCACGUGUAGUUCAAACACAACAACAUUCCCCGCCUCCAGCGUAUGCAACGGUGGUAAAAGAGCAAAAUCAAAAUACUAUCAUACAACAGAAAAAUGAAAAUUCCAAGCAAAAUAAUUCAGCUCAUAAUAACAGCGACAAAAAGAAAAAUUCUGGAAAAAACAGUAAUGUCGAAAAAGAUAUUAGCAGUAAAGUCGAAAAAGAAAAAAGUAUUAAAGUUCAAACAGAAAAAAGUAUUCAACAAACCAAUGAAUUAGACCCAUCUACAAAGAAAGCAGCAAAAGCUUCAUCUGAAUCUAAGGUUAAAAAGUCCAAAAAGAAAGGGGAAAUUUCAAAAGAACAAAAAACAGUUCCAACUGAAACUGAAACCAGAAAGAAUCCGGUUCAACAAACCGAAAAAGAAGCCACGUCAACAAGAACGUCAGAUAUUGAUAAAGAAAAAGAACCAACUAAUACUAAAUCUAAUGUAAUAAAUGAAACGCAUAUAAAACGUCAAACCAAUGACUUGGACAUUUCACCCGAUAAAAAAGAUGUCAAAACUACACCGAAUAAGAAUAUAGAAAGUACAUCUGAUAAAAAAGAUAUCAAAACUACACCCAAUAAGAAGAAUAUCGAAAGUACACCUAAUAAGAAGGUUAUCGAAACAACACCUGAUAAGAAGAAUAUUGAAACAAUAAUCGAUAAGAAGGCUAUCGAAACAUCUCCCGUUAAGAAGGAUAUCGAAACAACAUCCAAUAAGAAGGAGAUAAAAACAACACCUAAUGAGAAGGAGAUAAAAACAACACCCGAUAAGAAGGAGAUAAAAACAACACCCGAUAAGAAGGAAAUAAAAACAACACCCGAUAAGAAGGAUAUCGAAACAACACCCGAUAAGAAGGAGAUAAAAACAACACCUGAUGAGAAGGAGAUAAAAACAUCACCCGAUAAAAAGGAGAUAAAAACAACACCCGAUAAGAAGGAGAUAAAAACAACACCCGAUAAGAAGGAGAUAAAAACAACACCAAAUAAGAAUAAUAUUGAAACAAUACCCGAUAAGAAAGAUACUAAAACAAUACCCGAUAAGAAAGAUACUAAAACAAUCCCCAAUAAGAAAGAUACAGAAACAACACCCGAUCAGAAGGAAAAGGACAAAGAGGGAGGUAAAGUACAAAAAGGUAAAACAGAAAUUAGAGUAUUAGAUAAACAGCAUGUUGAUAAAAUAGAAAAUGACCAACAAUAUUCUGAAACAUCGAAACCUCAUGAACAUGGAAUAAUAUAUUCAGAGGCAACUACUAAGCCAGCUACAAAAACAGAACAAAUACGCUCUAAGGAAAAUAAAGAAACUAAAAAUACAAUUUCCCCAAUAUCAAAUAAACAAAAUGAAGAAACUAUAAAAACAGACGAAAAGGAAGACAAAAAAGUAGAAACAAACACGAAGAAGAAUCAAAAGGAAAUUGAACUUAAUAAAACAAAAGACAAGGAAAAAAAUAACAAUAGGGCAGAGGUACAUAAUAAAACAUUAACAUAUUGUGAAAAACAAAGUGUAUUGAUAAAAACAGAAUCACGUGACGAUCUUUUUGAAAAUGAAAACAGUUUCUUAAUGGACAAUGUACCUUUAUUUAACAAGAGCCCGCAAAACAACGACGAUUCCAUUUCAAGUAAUGAUAUGGCUAUAGAAACUAAGUGCAUAACGUACCAGUCAAAUGUAACGUCGAUUGAUAAUUCGUUGGAGGAGACAUUGGAAGACGAUCAACCAUAUUUCCAAAAAUCAAACAAUCAACAUCAUGAUAUAAGAUCAGGAAACAAUGCUUCACGGCCAGAUAAAGCUUCAAAAAUGAUAUUCAACAAUACCUUUUUUGAAAGUUUAAAUAAGAAGCCAUCAAAACAAACCAGGCGAAAACAAGAGCGAAAAGUGAUUCAUUCGAAAAAUUCUGUAGUACCUAUAGAAAGCAUCGAAAAUGAUAUAUCAGAUCAAGUGAGCGAGGAAAGCAAAAUGGAAACAAAAACUGACCAAAGUGACAAACAUAAUCAAAAUGAUGACGAACGUGUAAUAAAUCUAACACCUGAAAAAUUAAAGGAAUCUGGGGAUAACAAAACUGAGAACAAACCUAUUUUAUCAAAAUCGGCACCCUCGAUAUUAAAUUUUGGAACCAGUUCGGAACAACCUAAGGGAUCGAGUAAUAGCACGAACGAUCGUUUCGAUGAUAACUCUUCAAUAUUUACAAUUUCAAGUGGCGCCACAAGCAAUUUCAAAAAAUCAAAAGAAAGAAAGAGGUUUAGUUUAAGUGUCAAACAGUAUGUUCCUGAAAAUAAAACAAGCCAACCAAAACUAAAUGAGGAAAAUUAUGAAGAAAGGAUAGAAAAUUUAAAGAAUAUUUAUCAUUCGCAUUCAAAGCAUGGUCGUAAUGAUCGAAACAUUGCAAGAGCGCGAACUCAAAUAGACUUCGAAAUGCAACCAAAACCGACAGCAGUUAAAGAAAAUCCUUGGUUAGUUCAACCUAAGAAAGAUGGUUUUGAAAUAAAAAGCAAUCAACAAGUAACUAAGGCAACAGUUUUGCGUCGAAUGCGUACCAUGGGUGUUGAAGAACUUGAUGACGAAAAUAUUCCUGACCUUAUUCCUAGAACACAAGCCUUUGACAUAUUAAGGAUGAGAACCACAGUAUGCGAUGAAGAUCUUGCUAAAAGUCGUCGUCAGGUGCUUCCUCCUUUGCGGGGGAUACCAAGACAAGAACCUCCUGACCUUCCAAAUCUUUGGAGGCCUUAGUGAUAUGAUGGUUUGUAGACUGGUAUAAAAGUUAGCCUAUAUUUGUAAGAUAAAGAUAGAAGUGGAAAAUUUAUAUAUCUGAUUUUUUAUGUGUUAUUUUUUUUUAUCAAAUCUGUGAUAUUACGUAAUUCUUUACUGUUGUAACUACAUUGUUCGAGUUUUAACUCUUAUAUGCAAUUUGAAUAAAGUGAUUUUCCUUGUUAAGAUUAAACAUU
Molecule: messenger RNA, 3985 nt
Organism: Mytilus trossulus (common blue mussel)
Lineage: Eukaryota; Metazoa; Mollusca; Bivalvia; Mytilida; Mytilidae
Product: muscle M-line assembly protein unc-89-like
Exons: 5
Coding region: 312-3770 (1152 amino acids)
Source: RefSeq, a predicted model, not a curated record